GCUCGGGCCCAAGCGGAGGCCCUCCACAUUGGGGAUGUACACUUUUCUGUCAAGCCUGGUUCCAGCACCUCCUCUCCCAAGCUCCACUCCAGUGCCGCUGUGCACCGGCUCAAGAAAGACAUCCGGCGAUGCCACCGCAUGUCCCGCCGCCCACUGCCCCGUCCAGAUCCCCAGAACAGCGGGAGCAUGGGUGGUGGGGCUGGCAUCCGUCCGCCUGUCUCGCCCUUCUCGGAGACCGUCCGCAUCAUCAACCGUAAGGUGAAACCCCGUGAGCCCAAGCGCAGUCGCAUUAUCCUCAACCUCAAAGUCAUUGACAAAGGUGGAAAGCCAACCAAUGGGGCUGGGGGCCUGGCUCGGCCCAAGAUCCCAUCCCGAAACCGUGUCAUCGGCAAGAGCAAAAAGUUCAGUGAAAGCGUCCUUCGCACCCAGAUCCGCCACAUGAAGUUUGGCUCCUUUUCGCUCUACAAUAAGCCGUCCGCUGCGCCUGCCCCCUCUCUGGAGGGCAAAGGGGAGGCCGAAGGCUCCCAGGCAGCCUCCUGUGGGCUCAUUAUGGGCUCUACCCCCUAUGAUGCCCCCAGCUCCAGCUCUUCUGGCUGCCCGUCGCCUGCCCCCCACUCCUCCUCCGACCCAGAUGAUUCCCCUCCAAAGCUGCUCCCUGAGACCCUCAGCCCAGCCAUCCCUGACUGGCGUGAGUCGGAGGUCCUCGACCUCUCGAUCCCGCCAGAGUCAGCUGCCACCAGCAAGCGUUCUCCCCCAGGAGGGUGCAGCGGGGGGCAGACGCCUUCCUUGUCCCUUUCCUCUUCUGACCCGGAACAGGAGGCUGGCGACUGGCGUCCCGAGAUGUCCCCUUGCUCUAAUGUGGUGGUCACAGAUGUCACCAGCAACCUCCUCACUGUCACCAUCAAGGAGUUCUGCAACGCAGAAGAUUUUGAGAAGGUGGCGGCAGGCAGUGGCGGAGGAGGCAGCAAGUGA
Phaethon lepturus (White-tailed tropicbird) is the source of this 972-nucleotide messenger RNA. RefSeq names its product chromobox homolog 6 (gene CBX6). The transcript has a single exon. The annotation marks the transcript as partial. The record is from RefSeq and is a predicted model, not a curated record. NCBI's taxonomy places the organism in Eukaryota, Metazoa, Chordata, Aves, Phaethontiformes, Phaethontidae.